Molecule: messenger RNA, 753 nt
Organism: Entrophospora candida
Lineage: Eukaryota; Fungi; Glomeromycota; Glomeromycetes; Entrophosporales; Entrophosporaceae
Source: the annotation of a GenBank genome assembly
AUGACUACCAACUAUACUUUUGUAAGUCACGUUACACCAAUAUCACCAACAUCACCUAAUCCUUCUCACAAUUCAUUACAUCCAAAACAAAUUUAUAAUCAAAUCCUAAUUUAUAAUGCGUUGGAUGGUUUGGUCAGUUCGAUGACUAUCAUAGAACCUUCUAUUGUUCCAAGUAACGACACCAGCAUGUCACCACGUAAGAGAAGAAGAAGAAGCAAAAACGACGAUAACAGAAUUGAGUUGAACAGAUCUGAAAUUUCAGAAAUUUUGAGCAACAUAAACAUCAAUAUUCACGGUGACUUUGAUUCCGUGUUGGCUGAUUGGAGAGCGUGUGACUAUAAAGCUGGUCGUAGAGUUGUGCAAUUCCGUCGGUGUGUCUAUCAACAAGACGUGGAUGUCUUCUUUGAAGUCGUGAGUCAAAACCAACGUAACAGAAAUGGAAUCUUUGUGUCGUGUGUUUGGUGCGAGGAACUAAAAGAGUUUUAUGUGACGUCGGUUGAUUGUAUCUACUUGAUCGAAUGUGUGACGGGUAUCAAGUUCACUCAAGAAGAGAAAAAUAGAGUCAGAAGGAAUUUGGAAAUCUUCAAACCGAUAACAGUUGGCAAAAACAAAAAAGGCGAUAAUCUAUACAGGAAAUUAAUGAGAUUUGACAAUCCAAAGCCAAGAAACAUCAAAAAAGAUGUCAAAGUGUUCGCUUGGUCAUCUUUAAAAAUGGCAGUAGAAAAAAUAAUAAAAAAAUAUUCUGCAAUUUAA